CAAAACAGCUGCCCGGCUAGCAGCGUUAGCUUUGGCACAAGUUGAUGUGUUUUCUGUCAGAUGAUGGUCGGGUCAUUUGAAAUCCUCAUUAUCUCGGAGUUGUUCUGGGGAAUGUACAGUGUUGACGUUGUGGCCGUGUGGUGGAGUUUACCCUCAGUUUGUCCACUUGUGUUGCCUGGUCAUGUUUGAUGAGAGGGAGCACAGAGGCAGGCUGAUCCCCGCUAUCGACCGCUAACAAAGAUUGUGUACUUUGCCAUGUCAGCCAGGGGAUGAGCGGCUGAGACAUCUGGAACUAGUUUACACAGGAGUGAACAACUUCAGCCGAGUGGACCGGUAGUUGUAAGAUCACCAUUAAGUAUGUGACAGCAAUACAUGGACCAUGAUAAUGAUGUCUCAAGCAAGCGAUCUGGAUGGGAAACCUGCUGCUGAAUGUUAACCAUAAUCGCUUCUCAUCUGUUGGCAUCUCCCAGCCGUGGAGUCAUCUACUGCAACUGCUGCUAUUUCACCACGUAAUUAAACUGUCAUGUCAUUACCAAAGGAGUCCGGGAAUCGAGGGAAAGAGAGAGAGCGAGGGGCCCGUCCCAAAGUGAGACAGAGCAGGUCGGAGGAGAGAAGAGAUGCAGGUGGUGGACGUAAAGGGGGGAAGGGGAAGAAAAAAGGCCUUACCUCCCACGAGCCAGCUGCCGAGCGGCCUGUCAGUGACGGCUUUGAGUAUGGUGAGCUGUUGAGUGAUCUAGAGUCCAGGGACCGGUGUUCCUCCUCUCCUCUUAAGGAAAGCAGGAGAUGGCAGGGCUCGGAAGCUGCUGCCUCAUUACUAGGGCAAGAGCGGCCAGCAACUAGGCCGGGACAGGGAACAGUUAGCUCUGCCGCUGAGUUACCUCCUCCAACCGAGAGUGAGGGCAAAGGGUCAAGUGGCAGCCGCACUCUGCGUCAGAAAAUUCAGGAUGCCAUGGGACAGUGCUUCCCCAUUAAGACACACAGUGCAGCCCCACCACCAGCUCCACAGGCUCUUACAUCGUCGACUGCUUGUGCCUCCUCGAGGCGCAAGAUCCAUCUGAGUGAGCUGAUGCUGGAUGACUGCCCUUUCCCUGUAGGCUCCGAGUUGGCUCAGAAGUGGUACCUCAUCAAGCAGCACACAGCCCCUAUUACCCAGCCUCCCCUGUUGGAUUCCAUGGUGGUGAGCAGCGCCUCCACUUCAACCAUGGCUACCGUGGUGGAGGAUGUGGACGACCGGUUGCGAGAACGCAGGCGCAUAAGUAUCGAGCAAGGUGUCGAGCCGCCACCCAAUGCAGAGAUCCACACGUUUGAGGUGACGGCCCAAAUUAACCCUCUCUACAAGCUGGGUCCAAAACUGGCUCAUGGUAUGAAUGAGCUGGCUGGCGAUGACAGAGCCACCAUUCAUCAGCAACAACAGCUGCUCCUCCAGAGGCAGCAGCAGCACCAGCUCCUCCUCCAGAGCUGCCUGGACACUCUGGACGAGGUGGUGGCGUCGGCCUCCGCGUCGGCUUCGGCCUCUGCCCCCUCUUGUGAUCCCAUCCCCGAUCCUCUGGCUGACUCAGAGGUUACAGCGACCAACAUGCCCUCCAGAGCCAUCCUCCCUCAGACUGAGCAUCACAAAUCUCACGAUGGCUACCGCAUUCACACUCAGAUCGAUUACAUUCACUGUUUAGUUCCAGACCUGCUGCAGAUCACCAACCUCCCCUGUUACUGGGGGGUAAUGGACCGCUACGAGGCAGAGACGCUGUUGGAGGGGAAGCCUGAAGGAACCUUCCUCCUCCGCGACUCCGCCCAGGAAGACUACCUCUUCUCUGUCAGCUUCCGGCGCUAUGGCCGCUCGCUGCACGCCCGCAUCGAACAGUGGAACCACAAUUUCAGCUUUGACGUGCACGACCCCAGCGUGUUCCAUGCUCCCACCGUCACGGGCUUGCUGGAGCAUUACAAGGACCCCAACUCCUGCAUGUUCUUUGAGCCCCUGCUGUCUAACCCCAUCCACCGCACACAACCCUUCAGCCUGCAGCACAUCUGCCGAGCUGUCAUCAGCAGCCGCACCACCUACGACGGCAUCAACAUGCUUCCCAUUCCAAAUGCUUUGAAAAAGCACCUGAAAGAGUACCACUAUAAACAGAGAGUGCGCGUACGGAGAAUGGACACCUGGUGGGAAUGAGCAGGCGCUGAUGAAAACUGACUAAAAGAACCUAACAUAUUUUUGAUGCAAGUUUCCCCCCUACUGAACAGUGAAUCGGCUUGUUAACCACUCUUCUUCCUCACCAACUCACCAAUUUGGCUUUAUUAAUCUACACUACACUGUACUUAUUUAUUUUUCUGCUGUAUAUGUCUUUCAAUUAUAUUAAACUAUAUGGAUUAUACA
This is a messenger RNA of Myripristis murdjan (pinecone soldierfish), 2368 nucleotides long. It is a transcript of the gene socs9, whose product is annotated as suppressor of cytokine signaling 9. Gene Ontology annotation, cellular component: phosphatidylinositol 3-kinase complex. Bases 524 to 2164 code for a protein of 546 amino acids. Gene Ontology annotation, biological process: intracellular signal transduction; phosphatidylinositol phosphate biosynthetic process. Gene Ontology annotation, molecular function: 1-phosphatidylinositol-3-kinase regulator activity. The transcript is spliced from 2 exons. NCBI's taxonomy places the organism in Eukaryota, Metazoa, Chordata, Actinopteri, Holocentriformes, Holocentridae. The record is from RefSeq and is a predicted model, not a curated record.